Cyprinodon tularosa is the source of this 1491-nucleotide messenger RNA. Its product is annotated as gastrula zinc finger protein XlCGF57.1-like. Lineage: Eukaryota; Metazoa; Chordata; Actinopteri; Cyprinodontiformes; Cyprinodontidae. Bases 355 to 1491 code for a protein of 378 amino acids. Gene Ontology annotation, biological process: regulation of transcription by RNA polymerase II. The transcript is spliced from 3 exons. Gene Ontology annotation, molecular function: DNA-binding transcription factor activity, RNA polymerase II-specific; RNA polymerase II cis-regulatory region sequence-specific DNA binding. The record is from RefSeq and is a predicted model, not a curated record.
UGGACGAUCAACAUCUACUGCUGGAUUUCACCAGGAUCCCCCAGAUCAUCUUACACCGGAUAGACCAUCUACAGGAUUAUGUUGGAAAAGAGGAGGAUUUCUCUGACCAGCAGCUCUAUGAACAAGAGAGGAAUUCCAGUUCGGGCCAAGAGGAACCAGAACCUCUGCAGAUAAAAGAAGAGCAGAAAGAACCAGAACAUCCCUGGACAAAAGAGGAAACCAUGGAGCUCCCCAUAAGUGAGCAGGAAGAGCAGCUUGUUCUGAAGCAAGAGACAGAAGUUACAGGAGAGAAACCUUCCCCAUGUUUAAAAUUUGGAAAAGACUUUUUUUUUUAAAGAACCUUUAAUUGUUCACAUGAGAACCCACACACAUAAGAAGAUUUAUAAAUGUCCUUCCUGUGGAAAAAUGUUCACAAAAAAAUCUGAUCUUGAUAGACACAUUAGAAGUCACACAGGUGAGAAGCCUUUUUCCUGUACCAUUUGUAACAAGAAUUUUACUGAAAAGGGAAAUUUGACUAUUCACAUGAGAAUUCACACUGGUGAGAAGCCUUUUUCCUGCACGAUUUGUGGCAAACGUUUUACUUUAAAACAUUGUUUGACUGGACAUAUGAGAAUUCACACUGGUGAGAAGCCUUUUGAAUGUCUAUCCUGUGGAAAAAUGUUCACAAAAAAAUCUGAUCUUGACAGACACAUUAGAAGUCACACAGGUGAGAAGCCUUUUUCCUGUACCAUUUGUAACAAGAAUUUUACUGAAAAGGGAAAUUUGACUAUUCACAUGAAAAUUCACACUGGUGAGAAGAUUUAUGGAUGUCUGUCCUGUGGAAAAAUGUUCACAAAGAAAUCUGACCUUGUUAGACACAUCAGAACUCACACCGGUGAGAGGCCUUUUUCCUGUACCAUUUGUAACAAGAAUUUUACUGGAAAAAGUAGUUUGACUAAACACAGUAGAAUUCACACAGGUGAGAAGCCUUUUUCCUGUACCAUUUGUAACAAGAAUUUUACUGGAAAAAGUAGUUUGACUAAACACAGUAGAAUUCACACAGGUGAGAAGCCUUUUUCCUGCACGAUUUGUGGCAAACGUUUUACUUUAAAACAUUGUUUGACUGGACAUAUGAGAAUUCACACUGGUGAGAAGCCUUUUUCCUGUACCAUUUGUAAAAAAAAAUUUGCUAUAAAAGGUAAUUUGACUGCUCACAUGAGAAUUCACACCGGUGAGAAGCCUUUUUCCUGUACCAUUUGUAAAAAAAAUUUUGCUAAAAAAGGAAAUUUGACUAUUCACAUGAGAAUUCACACCGGUGAGAAGCCUUUUUCCUGCAAGAUUUGUGGCAAACGUUUUACUUUAAAACAUUGUUUGACUGGACAUAUGAGAAUUCACACUGGUGAGAAGCCUUUUUCCUGCAAGAUUUGUGGCAAACGUUUUACUUUAAAACAUUGUUUGACUGGACAUAUGAGAACUCACACAGGUGAGAAGCCUUUUUCCUGCAAGAUUUGA